Dinoponera quadriceps is the source of this 4296-nucleotide messenger RNA. RefSeq lists its product as uncharacterized. The record is from RefSeq and is a predicted model, not a curated record. NCBI's taxonomy places the organism in Eukaryota, Metazoa, Arthropoda, Insecta, Hymenoptera, Formicidae. The coding region runs from base 672 to 3557 and encodes 961 amino acids. The transcript is spliced from 11 exons.
ACUUUUCCAUAAUUAUUUAUAAACACGAAUCAUAUUGCAAGUCUUUUUUACAAUUCUAAUUCAUUUUAUAUAUCAGUCAUCAUAUUGAUUGAAAAUAUACAUAUAAUGUAGGUUUUUAUUAAAAAAAAAUUGUACAUAUAUUAAAUUAGGAUACGUGGUGUUACCACGAUGUUUUAUUGUGAAACAAUUCCGCAGAAUCCUGCAAUCGUUGCGAUAAUCGUGUUAUGAACUUUUUAUAGCUUACAAUAGUCGCAAUAAUCUUGCAUUGCUGUAACAACACACAUUGCAUUGCGUGUAUAAUCAAAGUAUUUCCAACACAAUGGAACGUUAUUGAAUCUCACAAGGGAUAGCGGCGCGCGGUCUUGCUGGAUCGAAUCGCGCCAUAUCUUUAUCAACGAUCGGCGAAGGUGCCGUAGCCAGACGCGGCAAGUACCGCAAAGCGGUUACUCGCGAAGUGAAAGCCGCGGGAUUGCAGGGGCUCGCACUGUGGGUCCCGCGCAGUCAGUACGAGGCGAGCUGAGAGCUGGCAUGUCGAUCGUCGUGCAUCGCGUAGUCGUCAACGAGUCGUCACGUUGAGCAUCUCUAAAAAGAUCGAGCCCAUUCCCGGGGGUAACGCGGUUCCGCGCGAUCUGGUUCAUGCGUCUACGUAGGAUGAGAUCAGACUGAGCGCAAUGACAACGAGAUACUUUGUGUUUGCCAUAACUCUAGCCUGCGUUGCAGCGUCUGCCGCGCAAGUCUACAAGAGCCAUCCUGAGGAGGCGGCUGCACCUGCGGUCGAAUCGGCGUCCACGAAUAAUGAUUUCAUCACGCAAACCGUAUACGGGUUCCUGGACUUCACCACGACCAUCGGCAACACGGUGAUGGUGUUCAGUCCCCAGAGCGCACCACCACCAGGGGCGGCGGACGCUGGGAAGAAGAUCACGUCCACCACGCCAGCGAUUCACACGAAACCACCGACGACGGAACCGAAAAAGAAUGCCCCUGACAUCCAGCCCAGCAAAACGCAUAAGCAGGAUGCGCAGAGUGAGACGAAAAAGCAGAUAAAAGGCACGAAGGUCGUCGUGAAUUCUGUCGUCGAGCAAAACGUGGUGAACCCGUCCGUGGACGCCGCACCGAAACUCACGAAGAGCCAGGAGACAAGCAAGCAGACGACGACAAAGACGCCUGUACUGUCGUCGGUCGUUCAAAUACGCGCCAAAGAUGAGACACCGGGUGUAAAGAACAACCUCGCCGAGCCGGAAUACGAUUUUCUCUCGAAGCAACCGACAGAAGUGAUCGACGAGACGUAUAAGCUGAUCAAUCUGCGGCCUUCGUCGAAAGCGCACGCGAAGCCGCGCGCUACGCCGCGAAGAGACAAGGAGAACCCGACCGGCUUGGUGACCAAGUUGGGCGGCACUAUCGUGAAAGACGGGCUGACCACCGUGCACGAGACCAGCGUGAUCGGCACUUAUAUUAACGGCAAGUACGCCCAAGUGCUGCAGAGCUCUUCCAGGAUCCUGACAGCGCCGGCAGCGGCUGUCCCUGAAGGCAAGAUCCGGCCAUCGAACACUCACCGCAUCUUAAAGACCAUCGGACCCCAGCACGGCAAGCUCAAGCCCCAGCUGGAGCCUACGCCGACCCAUCAGCAGCAGGAGGAGUCUUCGUUGCCACUCGAGGUGCUGUUCGACGCGUCCUCUGGCACUCCAAUACGAACGACGCGAAGGCAUCAUUCGGCCGGCGGUCAGCCUCGGCUCAAGUUCCGAAACAAGAUCUCCGAGGACUAUGACAGUAAUGAACCGCAGCAAACGAGGAUCGGGAAGAAUCGUGCGACGACGGCACGGCCCAAUUUCAAGAAUCGCCCCGCGACGACGACUACCACGGAGGCGCCAGUUACGCGUCGUCGUAGCGGUUUCCGACCGAGCAGCCAGUCCACCGGUUCGCCUUCCAAACAGAUCUCGAAGUCGAAGAAUGAGCAACAGCCGACGACAACGGCCAGUCUGCCGGUGCCCAAGGUGAAGCUACCUCGGACCCAGGGUCGCUGGUCGUACAAGACCACGCCGAAGCCGAGGAUCGUGAUUCGCAAGCAAGUGGACGAUGAGGAACUGCGCGCGUCGUCGACGGAAAAUCCGAGCACAACGGAAUCGCUCGCGACGAUAUUGGACGACGGUAGAGUGGCGGCGACCGUCGGCGCUGCAUCGACGGCCGGCGGUAUCGCCAACGCUCAGAGGAAGGAAUUAUCCUUGACCGAAGACGAAUUGGACCCCAGCGAGAGCGAGGAUGUGGCUAGUGUGACCGUGCAAGAUCACCAGCACUCCGGAGAACAGAUCCUGCCAGUGGAGACGCUCAACGUGGAGAUCUCCACCGUGGCGGACCAGGACAGUGUGUACUUUGAGAUCGCCACUAUCAAGUCACCUUACGCCUUUCAGGUGGGUACACUACGAAAUACCCGGUACAUCACGGUGACGUCGACGAUCAAGAAGACCUUCGCCACAGCCGAGGCGAGUAGCUCGAUCUCACCCACGGAACCGUUAACGGAGAACAUCCUCGCUAACACAGGAGCAGCCUACGAGUCCAGCCUACCACUGGACUCGUCAGUUGCGACUCUACCGGCUAUUUCGUUGGAUCCCGGCCAGGCGACACCGCCGUUGGAGACGCUGACGGAAACGUUCUCGACGACGCAGACGUUGCUGAAGACGCACAUGCUGCCAGUAAUCUACGGCGGUAACAGCACCACCCGGCUAACUCUGGUGCAGACGUACAACAUCGCGCGUGUGGUAACGGCAACGAAGACGUUACCUCCGAUGGAGAUCUACCAGUUCAUUCCCAGCAAGACACUGAACGAGUUCAACUCGAAGCUCGACGAGGCCGGCAGCGAGCUGCACCUCGAGCUGGACUUCGGCGAAGAUGAUCGUGACGACGAGGACGUGCCUAAGAGAGUGGUAGUGCCCAACAACGACGCUGAUUCUGACCUGGACGUAUUCAGAUCAGCGUCGCCGUCGAAGGUGAAAACCGACGUCGUCACCAGCAGCAGUGCUGAAGCUCAGCUGACUCCGGAGCAGGCCCAGCAGUUGGCCCUCUUCAAAUACUUUGGUCAGCCGCAGCCCCAGGUGAUCACCACGUCCAGGCCAGUGGUCGUUCUGGAGACGUUGUACGAGUCGCACGUUAUUCCCGUGGUGAACGCGGGCAACACCGUCUUCUCCACGUUAUCCAGGCCAGUUGGCACUGUGCCCAGGACGUCCUACGAGUAUGGCACAUCCACUCUGAGCCCGGUGCUCUCACCGCAGGUGCCACAGGUGCCGCAGGUACCUCAGCUGCCGUUGUUCCCUCAGCAGCCACAGUUCACAGUGACCAGCGCGCCAUUGAUCACCCAAACUCUCGCCACCAUAUCCGAGUCGAGGGUGCUGAAGCUCACAUUCGGCGCCAAGACCGCCUACACCACCCUCUUCUCCACAAAAGUCGUACCAACUGAACUCACCACCUACGUUACCACCACAUUGCCGGUUCAGCCGACAGUAGCAGCCUAUCCCGGCUAUUAUCCGCCGCCGGUGCCUUACCCGGCUUUCCCCUUCGUCGGUUAGACUUGAAUCUAACUCUCGAAGUCUUCGCGAUGCAGUUCGAUCGCGAUCGAUUGUCAAACAGACUCGCCCCUUUGAAGGAUAAUACUCAAAUUUUGACUUUAUUCGCAACAGUUCUGUUUUUCCUUGAUAGUAUUAGUAUCGACGUCUUUAAGAUUUCGCGCCGUUAAAUAGUAUUAUUAGAAUGAGAGAUGUCUUAUAAAACGUUUAAUUUAAUAGGAAAUUUCAUUUGCCCGUUGCGAUGAGUCUCACUACAUCCGUGUCAAAUGAAAGUAGAAAUUGGUAAUAUCGCGAUAUUCUUCAGGUCUUUUGCUAUCCGCCGAUAGUUCCGUAAUUUCAUGUAAUAACAACGUUUAGUGACGAUUUAGGUCAGUGCAUCUCGAGAUAAGUGGAACACGGAGAAAUGUAACUGGUUGUAUUAAACGAAAAAAAAUUGUAAAGUUACAGAGGCCUAAUUAUUCGAUAUAAUAGAGCGCUUUCUUUGGCGAUGAUCGUGAUGUGACGAGGUAUCGCGAAUUAUUGUAAAUAAAUUAUUGACUAUAAUAUUGUAUAUCGUAUAUUGUAUAUGUAUAUCGCGUACUUUGUAAAUAAAUAAUGAAAAAAAUGUUAACCCCCACCAUAUUGUAGACGAUGAUUCUGCGACGGUCACAGGGAAUAAUCCUGAAUAUGAAAAUAAUGCUAAAUUUAUGGGUAACGCUUAAUUAGGUAUAUAAGUUCUAAAUGAAAAUAUAAUAAUUUAAUA